GUUUUUGGCGUAAAACCCGAACCUGAAGUGGAGUCAAGAGGGGACCCCAUAGACUCUUCGGAAUCCAUCAACUCUACUAAAUUGCAAAGCCAGCAUUCCGCCGCGCUGAGAUGGCGCUAACCGAGCUCGACGAUGCCACGGUGCGGAGUAUGUCAAUCGGAGCCGUCUUCUCAGACUUCGUUGGGAAGAUAAAUUCUCUGGAUUUUCAUCGCAAGGAAGAUUUGCUGGUAACGGCGAGCGAGGAUGAUUCCGUCCGACUCUACGAUAUUGCAAAUGCGAGGUUACUCAAAACCACAUUUCAUAAAAAGCAUGGUGCUGAUCGUAUAUGUUUUACUCAUCACCCAAGUUCUGUUAUUUGCUCCUCAAGACACAAUCUAGAUACUAAUGGAGAGUCAUUGCGAUACCUGUCAAUGUAUGACAACCGAUGUCUUCGCUACUUUAAAGGACACAAAGACAGGGUUGUUUCUCUCUGUAUGUCCCCAAUCAAUGACAGCUUCAUGUCAGGUUCUCUCGACCACAGUGUCAGGAUAUGGGAUCUUCGUGUAAAUGCUUGUCAGGGAAUUCUUCGCUUGCGUGGCAGACCUACUGUCGCUUAUGACCAACAAGGCCUUGUGUUUGCUGUGGCAAUGGAAGGAGGUGCUAUUAAGUUAUUUGAUUCACGUUCUUACGACAAGGGACCCUUCGAUACCUUCUUAGUUGGUGGAGAUAUGGCUGAGGUCUUCGACAUCAAAUUCAGUAACGAUGGCAAAUCUAUGCUCUUGACAACUACAAAUAACAAUAUAUAUGUUCUUGAUGCAUAUGGAGGAGAGAAGCAAUGUGGGUUCAGUUUGGAACCAUCGCCCAACACGACCAUAGAGGCUACCUUCACUCCAGAUGGUCAAUACGUCGUUUCAGGCUCAGGAGAUGGAACCUUGCAUGCGUGGAACAUUAACAAGCGUGCUGAGGUUGCAAGCUGGAACAGUCACAUAGGAGUUGCCUCGUGCUUGAAAUGGGCUCCUCGCAGAGUCAUGUUUGUUGCUGCAUCCAGCGUUCUUACUUUCUGGAUUCCCAAUGCUACCAAAUCCACAGGCGAGUCGGGUAUGGAAUUCGAUUCUCAUACUCAAGCCGAACAUAUAUCUCAAUGAAAGCCAUGAUUACGCGCAAUUUUAUCAAACCGAACUCAUACACACCUUAGUUUACGUAGGUCAGCUAUAGUUUAUGUUUGAAUUGUUAUUUAUUUUAACUAUCGCUAGUUUUAUUCCAA
Molecule: messenger RNA, 1243 nt
Organism: Cucumis sativus (cucumber)
Lineage: Eukaryota; Viridiplantae; Streptophyta; Magnoliopsida; Cucurbitales; Cucurbitaceae
Product: protein ANTHESIS POMOTING FACTOR 1
Exons: 10
Coding region: 111-1124 (337 amino acids)
Cellular component (GO): Set1C/COMPASS complex
Molecular function (GO): chromatin binding; protein binding
Source: RefSeq, a predicted model, not a curated record